Myxocyprinus asiaticus (Chinese sucker) is the source of this 5457-nucleotide messenger RNA. RefSeq names its product beta-1,3-galactosyltransferase 1-like. The transcript has 2 exons. The record is from RefSeq and is a predicted model, not a curated record. Lineage: Eukaryota; Metazoa; Chordata; Actinopteri; Cypriniformes; Catostomidae. The coding region runs from base 3198 to 4187 and encodes 329 amino acids. Gene Ontology annotation, molecular function: N-acetyl-beta-D-glucosaminide beta-(1,3)-galactosyltransferase activity. Gene Ontology annotation, cellular component: membrane.
GAUGCACUGGUCAGAUCACAUUUUAAAAAUAUAGACCAGAUGGAUGUACCAUCCAAGUUCUUCUUCAGCACAGAAAAAAAGUAUGGCCAAAAACGUUUUAUUCUUUCCUUGCGUUCUGAAGCUGGGUUUCUUUUAUCAAACCCUAAAGAUAUACGAAAUAGAGCAGUCAGCUUUUACAAAAAGCUUUAUGGCUGUGAGCACAAGGAAGACAGGGUUGUUGAACAGCUGUUUUUUGAAGAGUUACCAAAAGUCUCUGAAAAAUCAAAUAAGGCUCUGAAAAGGGCUAUAGGCCUGGAAGAACUGCAUAAGGCUCUCCAAGGCACUGAGAAUGACAAGGUUCCUGGGAUAGAUGGAAUCCCAGUUGAGUUUUAUAAAGCAAUUUGGUCUGUUAUAGGAGAGGAUCUGCUGGCAGUUCUUAGUGACAGUUUAGUCAGAGGACUUCUGCCACUGAGCUGUAGGAGAGCAGUUCUUACUCUUUUGCCCAAAAAGGUGAUUUGAGUGAUAUAAAGAGCUGUUGACCUGUGUCUUUAUUGUGCAGUGACUAUAAGUUGCUCUCUAAGGUGUUAGCCACUUGUCUGGGAAGAGUUCCGGGUGAGGUUAUCCACCCUGACCAGUCCUACUGUGUGCCAGGUAGGUCGAUUUGUGAUAAUAUUCAUUUAAUUAGAGAUUUAUUUGAUGUCUCUAAGAUGUUUGGUGUAGAUAUUGGCUUGAUUUCCAUAGAUCAAGAGAAAGCAUUUAAUCAUGUGGAACAUAAUUAUUUGUGGAAGGCUCUACAGGCUUUUGGUUUUAGCUCUGAUUUUAUUGCCUAUAUUAAAGUUUUAUAUAGUGACAUUGAGAGUGUACUAAAGGUUAAUGAUGGCUUAUGUGCUCCUUUUAAAGUGUGUCAUGGAGUAAGACAAGGUUGUUCUUUGUCAGGUACUUUAUAAUCUAACAAUAGAACCACUUCUGAAUAAAUUAAGAGGAGUUUUAGAAGGAAUUUCUUUACAAACUUGUAAAAUGUAUUUUUGCUUAUAUGCUUAUGCUAAUGAUGUUAUCAUAAUGAUCAAUAAGCAAAAUGAUGUGGACACAUUAUUAAAGACAUUGAGAAGGAUUUUGAAACUAACUCUUCUGCAAGAGUUAACUGGAAUAAAAGUGAGGCAGUUUUAAUAGGGAAGUGGAAAGGUGGGGUACCAAACCUCCCAGAUUGGUUAAUUUUGACAAAAAAUGGUUUAAAGUAUUUGGAAGUAUGUUUGGCGAUGAGAUAACUGUUCACAAAAACUGGGAGGGAACAACUGAAAAACGUAAAGGUUGAUUAGAAAAAUGGAGAUGGAUUGUACCAUACUUAUCAUACAGGGGAUGCACUCUAAUUAUUAAUAAUAUUUUAAAGACUGCUGAAGGACUAUGUUAAGACACAUCCUUGUUCUUGUUGGAUCCCAAAAGAAUCAACACAUCAAGGUUGCCAGUUUUCUACCACAAUCGUUUUUAAAGUGUGGGUUCACAGUUUCUUUAUUCUGGCUGUUGGAAGAACCCCUUAUUUAUGGUGCACAUUUGGACAUUUUAGAGACAUGUGGGAUACUGACUGCGGUAUUCAGUAAAUCCAAGAUCUCAACACUCAGAUGUUUAAACAAACUGGCUGGUCCGAGUUUCAGAAAAGCUGAGAAUGUAGCUGCUUCCUUAAGAGUUAAAUCAAUUUGAGUUAUUGCACAAGUACUACAGAAAUCUGUUUUUACAACAGAACAAACAAACAUGCUUCAAGAUUAUUGUGCCUAAUGAUAAAGACUUGUUUCCUAAUCUGAUUCUUUCUCCGAAUUUAGAUGAGUAUACUGGUAUUUUUUGAAAAUGUAACAUAUACGGAUUUGUAUGAGAGUAGUGGCAAAAAGAUGUACAAGGCUUAUGUAAAAGUUUUUAACAAAAAGAGGUUGCAUGAAAGAGUUGAUACACCCUGGCGUAUGUUUUUUGUAAUGGGUGAAGAUACUAGACCAGAGUGGAGAGCACUUUAUAAGCCACCAUUAACUAAAAGAUUUGGAGACUUACAAUGGAGAGUUUUACAUGGCAUUGUUGCUGUUAAUGCUUUUAUUUCUCUUUUAAAUCCAGAAGUUGGCCAAGAUUGUCCUUUUUGCCUCCAAAGAGAGACUGUUUUUCAUGCUUAGCCAUUUUUGAUGUUUUACUAAAUAUUUUUAAUGUUUUUGAUGAAGAAUUUUCGAAGAUGGCAAUAUGAGCGCCAGUUGUUAAAUUUUAUUUUGAGCAAAGCCAAAAUGGACAUUUAUGUUAGUAGAAAAUGUUGAUGAUUAUAAUGUUGUAAUGGUGUUUGUAGCUACUAUCAAAUCAAGACUUUUAAUUGAUUUUCGUUUCUACAGAGCUAUAGAUUGUCUAGUAAUAUAUGAAAAAAUAUGGUGUCACAGAGGAGCAUUGUGUUCUAUUAUUGAAAAUUUUCUGUAGAAUUCUAAAUUUGAAUUUUAUAAUGUUUUUAUAUCGCUAAUUAUUUGUAAAAUAAAAAAUAAAAUAAAAAAAUCUCUCUUUCUCUCUCUCUCUCUCUCUCUCUCUCUCUCUCUCUCUCUCUCUCAUUGAGGCAGUCUGCUUAUGAAUACAAUUUAAAUUAUUCUGCCAGAUUCUGAAACCUAUUUUUUCCAUCCAACAGUUGUGUCCUCUGCUGCCUGGACUGAUAUUUGAUGUAUAUGUAAAGAUUCAUAUGCAGCAAAAAAGUGGGAUCUGGGAAUAAAAAUGUAUACCCAUCACGUGCAAAGAGAGCGUUUCGACUUCCUGUGACUUACAGACAAAGAAACAUCCAGCAGCACCUGUACUGAAAAGCAUCUCCAUUCACUCCACACUAUAUUUAUGCUUUAUUAAUGACUGUCGGAACAGACGCAGUGCAGUGAAGUCCCACAGAGACAGAAAGUCAGUUAUAGGAAAAUGCAUGCUGCAAAUCUCUUAUAGAUAAUAUGAGACAGGGAAGAGGGCCAUUAAAUCUUCUAUGUCCUUCGUCAAUAACACUGAUACCCCUUUAAAUAACAUGAUUACCAGCACCAAUAAAUAAUUGGUGGCACCAAUGCUCAUCUAAUGCUCCUCUAUAGCAGAAUGAUGCUAAUGAACAAAACUGAACCAGUUUUGACAGCAAAAGAUGGAUGGUUUGUGCUCGUUUGAGCAAUGUUCUUCAAAUAACUACACGUGGCCUGUGGGCUGAACACGUGUGAUUGACAGGCGCUCAAGCCACUGCCGAGAUGCCAUCAAAGGUGUCAUGCCUGUACAUGCUGACUGUGGUCUGCUGGGCCAGUGCUCUGUGGUAUCUCACCGGUUCCCGCCCCUCAACCUCCUACGUGGGUCCGAUGAACUUCGCCGUCCGCAAACCACUCCCAAGACUCUCAAAAAAUAAAACGUUGAACAACAUCCGAACACGUUCCCUAAACCCACACAAUUUCAAGUUUCUAAUCAAUGAGCCCACCAAAUGUGAAAGCAAAACACCCUUCCUGGUCCUCCUCAUCAGCACCAACCACAAGGAGUUUGACGCCCGACAGGCAAUUCGGGAGACUUGGGGCGACGAGAACACAUACAGUGAUGUUCGCAUUCUGACUCUGUUUCUUCUUGGGUUCAGCACAGAACCGGUCCUCAACCAGAUGGUGGAACAAGAAAGCCAGAUCUUCCAUGACAUCCUGGUUGAGGACUUUGUGGAUUCCUACCACAAUCUGACCCUAAAAACUGUCAUGGGGAUGCGCUGGGUGUACUCAUUCUGCCCCGACGCGCAGUACAUCAUGAAAACGGACAGUGAUAUAUUUGUCAACAUGGACAACUUAGUGUUUAAGUUGCUGAGACCCAAUACCAAGCCAAGGCGGCGCUUUUUUACAGGUCGCGUGAUAAAUGGAGGCCCCAUUCGUGACAUCCGCAGCAAGUGGUUCAUGUCCAGAGAGCUCUAUCCUGACAGCAGGUACCCACCCUUCUGCUCUGGCACCGGGUAUGUGUUCUCUGGAGAUGUUGCAGAGUUGAUCUAUAAGACCUCUCUCCAUACAAGACUCCUAUAUCUGGAGGAUGUGUAUGUGGGAUUGUGCCUGCGUAAACUAGGUAUUCAACCCUUCCAGAACAGUGGAUUUAAUCACUGGAAAAUGACCUACAGUCUCUGUCGCUACCGGAAAGUGUUGACUGUGCAUCAGAUCUCACCAGAGGAGAUACUCAGAAUAUGGAAUGAUAUGUCCAACAAGAAACAUCUCAAAUGCUAACAAACACAAGACAUUGUUAAAGGAAUAGUUCACCCCCAAAAAGUCAUACGGGUUUGGAACAACUUUAAAAUGAGAAAGGAUUACAGAAAUGAAAUUUUUUGGUGAACUAUUCCUUUAUAUUUGUGUAUAAUGAUGUUAAAACUUGAAGGAGUAAAAACAUGAUUCAUCUACUAGACUGCUGUGAACUUAUUUGCUUUAUAUUAGUAGUGCCGACAUUCAAAGUAAAAUAAAAUUAUAUUAGAAAUAGCACUACAGUAUUUACUAUCCCAGAAUUCUGCCAAAUACUACAUUUAAUCAUGUAAAUCACUUUUAAUGAAUGAGAAUGCAUAUUUAUGUGUAGUAAAAGCCUUUGCAAAUCAUAUAGCUCAGUUUUAGAACCUGAAUAGGAACAUUAUUUUGCCAUUGUUUAGGGUAUGAUGAAAUGGUAACACUUUACAAUAAGGUUCCAUUCAUUAGCAUUAGUUAAUGCAUCAGAUAUCAUGAAGUAACAAUGAAUAAUAAUUUAUAGCAUUUAUUAAUUUUUGUUAAUGCUAGUUAAUAAAAAUACAAUUGUUCAUUGUUAGUUCAUGUUAGUUCAUAGUACAUUAACCAAUGUUAACAUAUUAAACUUUUGAUUUUAAAUAUAUGUUGAAAUUAACAUUAACAAAGACUAAUAAAUGCUGUAAAAAUAUUGUUCAUUGUUAGUUCAUGUUGUUAACUAAUGUUAACAAAUGGAACCUUAUUGUAAAGUGUUACUGAUUAAAUAAUGCAAAAAUAAAUUGCAUAGACACACACACUUUGAUUUUUCAUUUACAUUACAUGCAUGCACAAGAAAUACAAUGAAACAGGCAUUCGCACACACAUAAAAGUACCUUCUUCUUGGCAGGAAGAGCUAUUUACUCUAGCCAGUCCAGCUGAAUUAAAGAGAAACUGAGCUCCAAUUCGCAAAUCAAUCAGCCAAGGAUACUGAAACCCAAUGCAAAACCAUUAGCCCCCCAAAAAAACCUUUCCAAUGUAACCUUUUAACCUUUACAAGUAGUAUGUGCUUUGUAUUUUUGACAGCAAGUGAUUGUGUACUGCAUUAGUGUAUAUUUAGCCAUUCAGUUGUGUACUGCUGGUGGAUGAAUGAAACAGGGGGCAAAAAUGGUCUUGUAUUAUAAUAAUGUAACAUAGCACAUGUGAAAAGGCCACGCUCGGACCAUGCACUUUAUUUUGUAUAUGAAAACUCAUGGACAGAUUUGUUUAGCACUGCUGACUGUAUAUUGAAUAAACAUAUCCACUUUUUCUAAAA